Molecule: messenger RNA, 792 nt
Organism: Clonostachys rhizophaga
Lineage: Eukaryota; Fungi; Ascomycota; Sordariomycetes; Hypocreales; Bionectriaceae
Source: the annotation of a GenBank genome assembly
AUGGCGGUGAAUUCUUUGCACAACAUCGCGACACUGAUUAAACGACUAGAGGCAGUGACAUCUAGACUGGAAGAUAUCGCUUCCUCGGCGGAUUCACUGGGUCUACAUCCUGAUGAUGCUCAUAUUGUCAAAGACAUCGCCACAGCCCUUGCUCCAGUCUCGACCAACCCCCCGGAGCCUCAGCAGCAAUACUCUGGAGGGGCAUUGGCGAGACCUCCCGAGGAUAUCCCUGUGGAUGUGAUGCUAUUUGACUCUUUCGUGGAAACGGGAAUGGAUCCGUUCUUUGAGUUAAGCCAGAAAAUUGGAGGGGUAGUGGCGGAACAGGCUGCUAUCUUAAGAAAGGGGUUUGAGAUUCAGCGCCGCAUCCUCCUCGUCAUUAGCAAGGCUAAGAAGCCCCAUGGUGAUAAAGUAGCAGAGAAAGCAUACAAAAAUCUAUUGCAGCCGAUGGAAGACGUAAUCUCAUCUAUUCGUCGAAUCCAACAGGAAAACAGAGGGACGCCAGCAUACAACAUGCUCUCAGCUGUUGCUGACGGAUCAUUCGCCCUCACCUGGACAACAGUGGAAAGCAGACCCUGGAAACAAGCGGAAGAGUCACUCACCAUGGCUCAGUUCUUCGGUAACAAGGUGUUAAAAGAACAUACAAGAGGCUCCCUGGAAGCGCAAUGGGUAGAAACGUAUUACGCUCUUUUUGCAGAGCUUGCUUCGUUCUUAAGAGAAGCUUAUCCUUAUGGCAUCACGUGGAACAGCCAAGGCGAUGCUCUCGGCAAUGUGGUGGCAGGAGAAGCGGCAUAG